AUGUGGGUCAAUUCCGGAACCGUCGGAAGGGCCCUCUCCAUGGAUAUAGACACAGACUAUGAGCGGCCCAAUGUGGAAACCAUUAAAUGUGUGGUGGUAGGGGAUAAUGCAGUAGGCAAGACCAGGCUAAUCUGUGCCCGGGCCUGCAAUGCCACCCUCACACAGUAUCAGCUGCUUGCCACCCACGUGCCAACCGUCUGGGCCAUCGACCAGUACCGUGUAUGCCAGGAGGUGUUGGAAAGAUCUCGUGAUGUAGUGGAUGAGGUCAGCGUGUCCCUGAGGCUGUGGGACACAUUCGGGGACCAUCACAAAGACCGACGAUUCGCUUAUGGCAGAUCUGACGUAGUGGUGCUGUGCUUCUCUCUGGCUAAUCCCAACUCCCUGCGCCACGUCCGCACCAUGUGGUUCCCAGAGAUCAAGCACUUCUGUCCCCGAACACCCAUCAUUCUGGUUGGCUGCCAGCUGGAUCUGCGCUACGCUGACCUGGAUGCAGUUAACCGCGCACGACGACCACUCGCCAAACCCAUCAAACCCACAGACAUCCUUCCUCCAGAGAGAGGCCAUGAAGUUGCGAAGGAGCUUGGAAUUCCCUACUAUGAGACCAGCAUUGUUGCCCAAUUUGGAGUGAAAGAUGUUUUCGACAAUGCCAUCCGGGCUGCCCUAAUCUCCCGCCGUCACCUGCAGUUCUGGAAGUCACACCUGAAGAAAGUCCAAAGGCCCCUGCUCCAGGCCCCUUUCCUUCCACCGCGCCCGCCACGCCCCAUCGUGGGCAUCCCAGAUCCCCCUCUCUCAGACGGCGAAGGCCCAGACUCGCUCUUCUGUCAACCUCUGUGUGCCGACGUUCUUUUCCUUUUGCAAGGCGGCACCACUCGUGUCUUCGCACACAAAGUCUAUCUGGCCACGUCCUGCUCCAAGUUCUAUGAUCUCUUCACUCUUGAUCUCGGCGGCUCGUGUCCAGGGCCAAAGCGGGAGGAACAGGAGAGCAAGGAAAACUUUGAGAGUGGGGAGGAAGAUGAGCAGAGCAGAAGAGGAGCAAAAGAACAGGCUGGGCGCACCAAGAGUCUGGAUAUUGACAAAGAUGGGGUGGAUAUAGGAGUGCGGGGGCUCAAUCGGCCGCAGCUGCUCCAGCAAGGCUCUUUAAGGACUUCCCAGAGCGAUAAUGCACUCCCUUCUCGAGCCCAGUACUGUCUUGGAGCGCUGGGGACUGGUCGAGCACUUUCAGGCUGGGGAAGAGGCUUCCUGAGUGUGUGUCUGGAGCAUGUUGAUGAUCCUGUGACUGGACGACCCCGACUUAUGACAGUGGUCGUCAUGGAUGCACUCAUCCAGGAGGAGCCAUUCAAGGCGGUGCUUCAAUACCUCUAUACCGGAAGUCUAGACGAGGGGAGAGGUGAUCUGAUGCAGGUCGCUACCAUCGCCGAACUGCUGGAGGUGUUCGAUCUGCGGAUGAUGGUGGCUAACGUGCUGAACAGGGAGAGCUUCAUGAACCAGGAGAUCACCAAAGCCUUCCAUGUUCGCAGAGCCAACCGCAUCAAGGAGUGUCUCAAUAAAGGAACCUUUGCCGAUGUGGUGUUUCGGCUGGACGACGGCUGCCUCCCGGCCCACAAGCCCCUGCUCAUCUCCAGCUGCGACUGGAUGGCGGCCAUGUUUCGAGGCUCUUUUAUGGAGAGUUACAUUGAAGAGGUGUCCAUCCCUAACACUACUGCAGCCUGCAUGCGCGGGGUGCUGGAGUUCCUGUACUGCGGUCUUCUGACACCCUGUCCUGGCUUGGAGCCCAUGGAGCUGAUAGUGCUGGCCAAUCGUCUUUGUCUGCCACGCCUUGUUGCCCUCACUGAACAGCAUGCUGUUGAUGAGCUUCUCCAGCUGGCAGUGAAAGGAGUCGACAUCGACGGACAGGUGUUGGCUUACCUUGAGCUUGCACAGUUCCACAAUGCAAAGCAGCUAUCAUCUUGGUGUCUGCAUCACAUCUGCACUAAUUAUAACAGCAUCUGCCGCAAGUUUCCUAAAGACAUGAAGGCCAUGUCUCCAGAAAACCAGAAGCACUUUGAAAAACAGCGCUGGCCACCGGUGUGGUUCCUGAAGGAGGAGGAUCGUUACCUGCGCUCUCAGAAGGAGCGCGAACGCGAGGAGGAGAUCCUGCGCAAGCAGCACACCAAGCGUGGCUGGUGUUUCUGGAGGCAUCCGUCCUCUUCCCCGCAUGUCUCCUAAACUGUGUCCUCCACUGACUUUUCAUCCCGAUCUGGGUUUUUCCCGCCCAGGAAUGUUAGAAGUCUUGAAGCAUAUAAAGGAGGAUGCCUCCGAAUCCUCCAUCAGUGGAGGAAUGGUCCUCAGUGCUAAUAUGCCUGAAUGUCAGCAUGUUUGGGGGAAUGUAUGUGCCUCUUUACCAAGUGUGGUUGUUCACAUGAGUGCAUUUUGGUAUGCUGUGUGACAAGUGUGAACUCAAGUGAGGGUAUGUGCAUGGAUAUCUGAGUAUGUGUGUGAUAUUGUGCUUGAGUGAUGCUUCCAAGUUGAGUGCUUCCCAGACGCCCUGACUUACAAGGGCCCCGUGGCGUUGCAGUGCAGCCCCUUGUUCCCUCCACAAGAGCUCUGUCCCUCCACCAGCACUCACAGUGUCUCAGCCUUUGAGUGAUUGGACUGGGAGCAAGGGCUCUCUAUCUCUCUCAGUCUCUCAUUCUCCAUCCUUCACAUUGACCUUAAUGACUAUUACACGCCGACCACCGCGGCUCCGAUUCGGAGGAGCUUACCUCUGCCUUCACUUCUGUACGGACUGUUAGCUUCCACAUACUGAAACCCCGACCACCACCCACCCCCGUAAAACCAGCUCUGGAUUCCCAGGAACUGACACUGACAAUGUAGUCGUUAUUUCAAGAACAUUUAACCUUUUGUAUACUUUUUUGCACCUUCUAGGACACUGUUAUCAGGGGAAACGGCGCACAACACGUUCAGUAAGGAAUGGCAUGUUGUUGCAAUUGAGAUUGUUAAACUAAAACCUGAGUUUGGGUGUGAGGGGUUUAAACAAAACAAUUAACAUGUUAAUAUACUCCUGUCAGGGAGUUGAAUAAUAGUUAGUAGCCUCUAGUCUAGUCAAUAAACACCGUCUUUUGCACAACGCAUUUGCAAAAAACUGAACAGAAGCUGUUCCUGAUGAGGUGAUUUCACAGAUUGCAUUUAAAAGACCCUCACUUGACUACCUUGUAGCAGCGACGGAGAUAAAGAGGGCUCGCCUUACUGAUACCUCUUUCACUGGGGGGGACGAUGGAUACAGUAUUGAACGAAAGCGCUUGUAACGUCCAUGACCACUAGGUUGCAUUAAAGCGCCUCAGCCAGCCUGCCUUUACACCCCUACACCACUAGGGGCAGCACUGCUCAGGGCCCCAGCACUAACCCUCAUAAUAACAGGAGUUUUUUGUGUUUGUUGUUGUUUUUUUUUAAACUAGUUUCAGUUAUUAAGGUCAUCAGUAUAACUUCAGUGUUAACAGAAGCUAAAGCACAUGAACAGUGGUAUUUUAGUGCAUUCAAGAACUUAAAACUGAUUCUCACUUGAUUUUGAAUACCAAAGCUGUGAUUCUUCUUCCGCACUGUCUUCAUUUCUGCUUCCCUGCUUUUUUUUUUUUUUUUUUAUUAGCAAAAAAGGGAUGGAGGAGAGAAGAGAAAGUGACUCGUAGGAAAAGGAAGCAGUGCAAAAAUAGCAUUUGAGUCCCUCUUCGUUGGGGCGUUUUCAAUCUGUGGUGUCAGGGAGAAGUGUCAUUGUCGGACAUUGCCUUCCAUUCCUGUUGUUGAUGGUGCUUAAGACACAAUGAGACAGUGUCCACAAGAACACACGCAGACACACACGGUUUUAUGGUCAAAUCUCCAGCUUCUCUCUCAUUGUUUAGUGUUUACUUGCAAGAAAAAUGCAGACAUUCAAUAACUGUAUUCAGAUUUGAACAUUUCUCUUAUUAACAAGAGGUAAAAAUAGGUCAUUGAUUAUAAAAUAUGUAGAUUUUGAGUUUUAUAAACAGUGGUGGUAACCCUGUGAUGUAUUUUGCUGCUUUUAUACUCAAAAGCAAAUUUAAUGUGUUUGCCUAACCAGGAAAUUGAUAUUCCUUAUUUGCACCGAUGAGAGUUUUUUUUCCAGACACCAGACCGUUUGAUAUCUAACUGCAAAUGGGCGAAUCAGAUUUUCUUGUUAAGGGUGCUAAUUUCUUUGGGCUUUCAUACUGAAUGUGA
Salarias fasciatus (jewelled blenny) is the source of this 4206-nucleotide messenger RNA. RefSeq names its product Rho related BTB domain containing 4 (gene rhobtb4). NCBI's taxonomy places the organism in Eukaryota, Metazoa, Chordata, Actinopteri, Blenniiformes, Blenniidae. Gene Ontology annotation, biological process: small GTPase-mediated signal transduction. The record is from RefSeq and is a predicted model, not a curated record. The transcript is spliced from 11 exons. The coding region runs from base 1 to 2205 and encodes 734 amino acids. Gene Ontology annotation, molecular function: GTP binding; GTPase activity; protein binding.